This is a messenger RNA of Bursaphelenchus okinawaensis, 4836 nucleotides long. Lineage: Eukaryota; Metazoa; Nematoda; Chromadorea; Rhabditida; Aphelenchoididae. The record is from the annotation of a GenBank genome assembly.
AUGCGCUCGCUUAUCUUGUUGUUGGUGAUUGUAAGUUUUCUCACGUAAUUUAGACAGUAAAUGUGAUUUUAAGCAGCAGAGUGUGAUAUUUAUGGGUUAAAGCUUGUUUUGGGUCAACAUAUUUGAAAAAAAAAUUUUUUGGUUUUUUGUUUAUAAUAAUGUCAGUAAAACUAAUUUUAUAUUCUAGACAACAACGUCAACCUCUUUUGGCAAGCAUCAUUUGAACAAGUUGAGAAAAGUUCAACUCAAUGUAGAUGAAACAGCGUUGAGAGACGUUGAGAAAAGUUAUUUUACUCAGAAACUUGAUCAUUUUGAUUUGAAGAACAAGGAUGAAUGGAAACAAAAAUAUUACGUAAACAAUGUUAACUAUGAAGAUGGUGGACCAGAGUUUUUGUACAUUGGAGGAGAAGGACCGGAACAUGGAUAUUACAUUUCGUCGAGGUCAAAUUUGAAUGUAUGGAGCGAGAGAAUGAAGGCCAGAAUGUGGAGUUUGGAGCAUCGCUUCUAUGGAGAGAGCCAUCCCAAACCGUGAGUUCAAAUUUUAUAUUAAUAAAGGUCAAAAAAUUUCAAAAAUUAUAUUUUCGGUUGGGUUUGAUGCUUAAAAUGACGUUUCAAAAAAACCAAUUUGAAAUAUGAUAUUGAAAUUAGUCUACAAUAUGAUAUUAUAGUACCCAAACAACAGAAAACUUGAAAUACCUGACGAGUCAACAAGCCUUGGCUGAUUUGGCCAACUUUAUCAGAUCAAAGAAUGACGAGUUACAAUUGACCAACCCAAAAUGGGUCGUAUUUGGGGGAUCUUAUCCUGGAGCUCUUGCUUUAUGGUUCCGAGUGCUGUAUCCUGAACUUACAGUAGGAGCUGUCGGAUCUUCAGCACCAAUAGAUAUUCAAAUGGACUUUUAUGGUAUGUUAAAAUGUAAACUACGUUAUAUAGAUUGUGUAUUACUUUAAGCUAAUUUAAGGUUACCUCCGAGUAUGUCAAGACUCCUACCGGUCAUACAGUGAAAAGUGUGCUGACAAUAUCGGCAAAGCCUUCACUCAUCUCCAGCAACUUAUGGACGAUAGAAAAGGUCGAAACCGAUUAGAAGCCGCCCUUCAUGUGAAGCCGUUGUUUGAAUAUCAAAACUUGACAUUCACUGAUUUGGAGAACUUUUAUUUGAAUGUCAUUGAAAGCUUUCAAGGCGCCGUGCAGUACAAUAGGGUUAAUGGGGUGAGUUCGACAUUACAUAUAGUAGAUUUUUCAAAUAAUUCUGCGCUCUUUAACUCAAAAAGUGUAUGCGAUGGAGCACAGAUCUAUAUAAAAAACAUUUUUUAAUUUUAAAAAAUGUUUAGGUUUUUUAUUUUUGAAACUUUAAAAUUUAGGGAAUUUAUGAACUUGCUGCCAGCAUUCCUGAUGUUUGUGAGAUUAUGGAAGAGCCCGAAGGCUUCCCAGUGAACUAUUUAAUCAAGGUAUAUCAAUACAUUUCACAGUACGAAGGUAGAGAUCCAAAUGUUUUUAACGAUGACUACAACAACAUGAUCAAAGAGUUACAGAACCCAGAGUUUCAUCCUCGCAGUGGUCGGUUUUUUUGAAUUAAAAGUUUUAAAUUGUUUUGUCAAGAUUUUUUCUUGUUUUUUUGAAUUUACAGUUAAAUAUACAUAUUAUUUAUUAUAUAUAAAUUUAUAAUUAGGAAAGUUACUGUACAUAAUAUUAUAUUACAACUACAGAAGAAAGAUCAUGGAUAUGGCAAACAUGUAAUGAAUUUGGAUAUUUCCAAACAACAGCUUUCGAGAAAAACAUUUUUGGUACUGGAGCCCCAGCUGACUACUACUAUGACAUGUGUACGGACAUCUUUGGCAAGGAAUACAAUGUUGACUAUGUUAAAGCAGCUACCAGAAGAACUCAAGACUUCUACGGAGAAGCUGAUGAAUACAAUGUGAGGUUUACGACUUGAUUUUUUAUUAUUUUUUAAUGUCAAUAUUUUUAUUUAAUUGCUAUAACAAGAUCAAAAAGAAGCUUUUUAAAGCAUAGAUUGAAAAACUAUACCUACUACAAUAUAUUGAAUCUUCCAGGGUACCCACGUAGUAAUUCCAAACGGUUCCAUUGACCCAUGGCAUGCUCUAGGCACUUAUGCCAACAGUUCCGAGCUAGACCAGUAUUCGUAUCUUAUCAGUGGAUCAGCUCAUUGUGCUGACAUGUGUCCACCGAAUGAAGCUGACGUUCCUGGACUUGAUCAUAUACGCUCAGUAAUUUUUGAAAAACUACAGGAAUGGACUGGGAACAGUAGAUUUUCAUACGAUAAUGAUGUGAAUAAUACUGAGGAGCAUAUAGAACAGAAUGACAGUGAUGGAGACAGAAGACUGCUUGUAAAAAAGGAGGAGAUUGACGUGAACAACGUUUGUUUUGGAUGUGCUGGCAAGGAAAAGGUAACAAAAUUUUAAACUAUUAGCUUGUUCAUAUAAUUAUGUGCCCUCUAACCCCGAAAAUUUGUUUUCAGAGGGGCACAGAAUUAUUUGAACACCAUAAUCAAAUAAAAAGUAAAAGGUUUUGUCUUCAAAACGAACAAAUUUAAAAUCUUUAAGCAGUUCCUAAUACAAAACUUCUACUGAAUAACUUAGUAAUAUAACCAUUUAGUCCUACUCAAAUAAAGAAAUCUCAAGGUUAGAAGAACUGCAAAGCAUACGAAAGAUAAUGCCACUUCAUCGAACAAAAAAUUUGGUUUUUGAAAAUGAUUCUGACUAUCCAGAUGCUUCUACAUUCACACAAGUAGCUGACCAUUUUGAUGAUGAGAACAAUGAAACUUUCGUUCAAGUAAGCGACUAUUUUAGAAGCCUUAUACACCAUUUUCGAAACUAUUACUUAAACAUACGAUACAGUAAAAUAUUUUUACUUAUACUAACAUUUUUUUUCAAAAACAUACAAAAUGUACUACUUUUUAGUACUUUUAGUUGAACGAAAAGUACUACAAAGAAGGUGGGCCUUUGUUUUUGUACAUUGAAGGAGAAGCGCCGCUAGGAACAGAUAUGGUUUAUGAUGAAGACUUGCCAUUGGUUCAGUACGCUAAAGAAGUUAAUGCUGCUGUAUAUGGCUUAGAGCACAGAGACUAUGGUGACAGUAAUGUAACGGAGUACGUCGAAAAGUUUUGGUUUGUAUGUUAGUUAUUAGGUUGUUCAAGUAAUUCUGUGCCCCCUCAACGCAAAUUUUUGGGGUUAGAGAACCCAGAAUUGUUUGAACCAGCUAUAAAUAAUACUAUAUUAUAAUACCAGAGAUUUUUAAAAACCAUUAUAUUAAAGGCUGCAUACCCAUUUUAAUACCUCAAUAAGGCAAAAGUAGUACUACAAACCUUAUUCUAGAGACUUAUCAUUGGAAAACCUAAAAUACUUAACAUCUCAACAAGCUCUGGCAGACAUUGCCAACUUUAUAAAGACGAUCAACAAAGCCAAAGGCUACAAAAACCCCAAAUGGAUCACUUUUGGCGGAUCUUAUGCUGGUGCUUUGUCAGCGUGGUUCAGAAAAGUGUACCCAGAACUGACCGUUGGUACUAUUGGCAGCUCCGGUCCUGUUGAGGCUAAAGUGGACUAUUUUGGUGAGUGUAAAAAGGCACAAAGGUAGAUCUGUAUAGUUGGGUUAAAACCAUAACAAAACCAGUAGUAAAAUAUAUUCAUGGAGAGGUGAUUUACCUAGGUUCCCUUACAACCCUGGAACGUUUGGCUUUCCUUGGCUUCUUAAUUUACCAGGAGUACAGGCUGGUCCUAGUGGGUCAGGCAUUAACCGCAUAAUAACCAAUAUCAUCAGUUUUUAGAGUACAUGCAAGUUGUAGAAAACUCAACAAGAAACUGUAUAGACAAGGUGAAACAAGGAGUCGAUACUCUCCAGAAAAACAUUACCAGCGUAGAAGGCCGAAAGUUACUUGUUGAAAAACUCAAGUAAGUCAGUCUCCCCGUCUCAAAAGUCCUAUCAAUUGUAAAACAAUGACAUUUAUAGCAUACAAGGCGAUAUCCAAAAAUUUGAAGCAGAAUACCUUGAUACUUUCGAUGAGAUGGCAUUCUUUGACAAUUUGAUCGGUGAAUUCGCAUUUGAAGUGCAAUAUAACCCACAUGUAAGAAUAUUUCUAUAAUUUAAAACGACGUAAUACUUACCAUGCGUGUACUUAUUAGGUUGUUAAAAUAAUUCUGUGCCCUUUCUCAAAGCAAAUGUUUGAAGUUGGAAGGUACAUAAUUACUUGAACAACCUAAUAUAACGACUACAACACAGAACAUUGAAAUAUAAAACUUACAGGGCCCACACAGCCAAAUCGAUGUCUUGUGUCUUCUUUGGAAUAAUGAUACAAAAGAUAUUUAUGAAAAAAUUGGACAAACGUCAACACUCUUUAGCUUCGAUUAUGAACAGAUUUUAGAAUUGUUUAAAGGUACAGAACCGGAUAACUUUUACAGGGCAUGGAUCUGGCAAACGUGUAAUGAAUUUGGGUACUACCAGUCGACUGACAUUGGCUACAACGCGUUUGGAAGUAGUUUACCCAUAAAGUAAGCGAAAAGUCAUUCACAACACUCUUAUGGAUAACGGAAUACAACAGUAAAAUAUUUAUAAAAAAUUGAAAUCAUAAAGUUAUAAAACAAACAUCUUAUAGUUACUACAUCGAAUGGUGUCACCGAGCCUACAACUCUUCGUUCACUCGCGACAAACUAGAAGAAAAUAUAAAGAAAACUCAAAAGUUUUACGGUGAAGAAGAUGUACGAUCUUUUUUGGUCGAAGGAACGUCUCAUUGUGCUGAUAUGAGACCAGCCAACGAAUAUGACCCGCCAAGCCUAACUGAAGCUAGACAAUUGAUAUUGGAGACCAUUAAGAGAUGGAUUAAGUAA